Pipistrellus nathusii (Nathusius's pipistrelle) is the source of this 1104-nucleotide messenger RNA. The record is from the annotation of a GenBank genome assembly. NCBI's taxonomy places the organism in Eukaryota, Metazoa, Chordata, Mammalia, Chiroptera, Vespertilionidae.
AUGGAUGCACAGAGUUCAGCCAAAGUCAACACAAGAAAGAGGAGGAAAGAGGCACCUGGACCCAAUGGGGCAACAGAGGAAGAUGGGAUUACUUCCAAAAUGCCUCGCUGUGCAGUUGGCUUACGGCAGCCAGCUCCUUUUUCUGAUGAAAUUGAAGUAGACUUUAAUAAGCCCUAUGUCAGGGUAACUAUGGAAGAAGCCAGCAGAGGAACUCCUUAUGAGCGGCCUGUGAGAGUUUAUGCAGAUGGAAUAUUUGACUUAUUUCAUUCUGGUCAUGCCCGGGCUCUGAUGCAAGCAAAGAACCUCUUCCCUAAUACAUACCUCAUUGUGGGAGUUUGCAGUGAUGAGCUGACGCACAACUUCAAAGGCUUCACGGUGAUGAACGAAAAUGAGCGCUACGACGCAGUGCAGCACUGCCGCUACGUGGAUGAGGUGGUGAGGAACGCCCCCUGGACCCUGACUCCAGAGUUCCUGGCAGAGCACCGGAUUGAUUUUGUGGCCCAUGAUGACAUCCCUUAUUCUUCCGCAGGAAGUGAAGAUGUUUAUAAGCACAUUAAGGAAGCAGGCAUGUUCGCUCCAACACAGAGGACAGAAGGCAUCUCUACAUCAGACAUCAUCACCCGAAUUGUCCGGGACUAUGAUGUGUAUGCCAGACGGAACCUACAGAGGGGCUACACGGCAAAGGAGCUCAAUGUCAGCUUUAUCAACGAGAAGAAAUACCAUUUGCAGGAACGGGUUGACAAAGUAAAGAAGAAAGUGAAAGAUGUGGAAGAAAAGUCAAAAGAAUUUGUUCAGAAGGUAGAGGAAAAAAGCAUUGACCUCAUUCAGAAAUGGGAGGAGAAAUCCCGAGAAUUCAUUGGAAAUUUCCUGGAAAUGUUUGGUCCGGAAGGAGCAUUGAAACACAUGCUGAAAGAGGGGAAAGGCCGGAUGCUGCAGGCCAUCAGCCCAAAGCAGAGUCCCAGCAGCAGCCCCACUCGAGAGCGCUCCCCCUCCCCCUCUUUCCGAUGGCCCUUCUCCGGCAAGACUUCCCCUUCUUCCUCCCCAACAAGCCUCUCCAGGCACAAGGCUGCAGCCUAUGAUAUCAGCGAAGAUGAAGAAGACUAA